Messenger RNA from Closterium sp. NIES-67, 1108 nucleotides. The record is from the annotation of a GenBank genome assembly. Lineage: Eukaryota; Viridiplantae; Streptophyta; Zygnematophyceae; Desmidiales; Closteriaceae.
CGGCUCUUAUUCCAAACCAACCAGCCAUGGCCGCCGCUAUUUCGAGUCGCAUUGACCCCAACAGUAGCAGCUCGCCUGGUGCUAUCUGGAAGCAGCAGCGCAGUCAGGUGGAGAGGGGAGAGUACUGGGGGGGCCUGGAAAUCUGCAACCGAAGCUCGCCUGGUCCUAUCUGGAAACAGCAUUGCAGUUGGGUGGAGAGGGAAGAGUAUCAAUUGAGGGGUUCGGACUCCACAACCAAAGCUCGCCUGGUGCUAGCAGGGAGCAGCAGGGCAUGCAGCAGAAAGGGGGAGAGCGUUGGGGGGUGCGCAUCCCCAGGGGAGUCCUUCAGCAGUCAGAGGAGGUACCAGCAUGGCCACUCAAUACCAGCAACUCGGUUGGCACCAUGGCAACCCGGUUGGCUCCAUGGCAACCGAGUUGGCUCCAUGGCAACCUGGUUGGCUCCAUGGUGCUUCCCCAACCUCCCAAGCCGACGACUGCCUCAUGAGGGCCCUCCCCACCGCCAAGGAGACUGGACAUGCCGCCGAGAGGGCGGGGGCCGCUGCACCAGCCUCUGACGUUCAAGCCGCCGCCGCCGCUGUUGCCGCGGGCCUGGUGCCGCCAUACACCGCCGCCGCCGCCGCCGCUGUCGUCACUGUCGCCGCUGCCGCCAUUGCCAUCUCACAGGCCGUGGGAGCUGCCCUCUUUCGGAGUCGUUGCGGCUCCUGCUGGGAAUGGGGGUGCUGGGCUAGGGGGUGUGGGUGUGGGUGUGGGCUUGACACUACCAAGCUUAGGGGGUGUGUUAAAAUUAUAUAAGUUAUAAUUUAAUAUAGGCUUUGUAGGUUGUUACUGAACCUUCUUGUAGAGGGUACAAACCCCUCCUUGUACUCCUCUCUCUUCCUAAUCGACCCUCUUCUUUCUCGUCAUUCCCUACCCGCUCUUAGAUCUACUUUCCUCACGCCAUUCCAUGGCGGCGUUCCUAGUAUCCUAGCUAAGCUAGUGUCCUAAGUUUAGGAACCUAGUCUCAUAAGUUUAAGAUCCGCAUCCGCCUCAGUUGUAUUUCUGUGGUGUGCUGUAGGAAUUUGCUGAUGCUUUUCUCCCAACCCUCUGGUUGGAGGACUUUUCCCCUGCU